AUGAAGAACAUAGUCGGAGGCUCUAUCGAGCCUAAGAAAGACUUCUCCUUUUUGGAGUCCACCUCAAUCCAGGGAAAGGAUAACGCCACAUUUACCGAAAGCAAAAUGUUGCUGCUUGACGUCUCUAUCGAAGCAAAAGUCAAGAAUGACUCGACAUCAGGGGAAGAAAGAAAUAUAUCCAUGCACUGGCGUGGCAUUGCUGAAGUUGACAACGUUGUGGAAAGGAUUUUACGGAAUACUUUUGAGGGAGAAACCAACUUUGGUUAUCCAAUUGCUAGGUUUACAAUUGAUGUUAAAGACAACAACCUAGAGAAUCGAAUAUUUGUUGGUCUCGGCCAGUUUGUGGUGAAGGGAGAAAACCUAAGCAUCGUCUAUGAGGUCUACGAACGUCACAUUCAGUCCGACCUUUCUCAGUUGACCAAGACACGACUUAGCAUAAAUGGAGUAACAGUUUAA
Penicillium canescens is the source of this 456-nucleotide messenger RNA. RefSeq lists its product as uncharacterized. Lineage: Eukaryota; Fungi; Ascomycota; Eurotiomycetes; Eurotiales; Aspergillaceae. The transcript has 5 exons. The record is from RefSeq and is a predicted model, not a curated record. Bases 1 to 456 code for a protein of 151 amino acids.